GCCCGGCUAGCAGAGCUGGGAAGGAAGGCGAGGAGCGGAACUAAUAAAUAGUGGCAUAGAGCACUCACCUCGCGUAAGACAGUGGUGGCCGCGCUUUAAGUGGAGCGUGUGGCAGACGGACAUGUACUCGUCCUUCCUCUCCUCGCCACCUAUAUGUUGUGGCUCUUGCCGCGGGUAGGGCCCGUGGAACUACGGUGAGGGGAAAGACUAAGCUUGUGUACCUCAGCGCUGGCAGGGGCGGGCCGGCGCUGGUGGCACUACGGGCGCGGAGUAGUGCUGCUCAGGUAGAGCCCACUGCUCCCGUCCCUUCAACAGGAGGAGACUGAGGCUGCUGUGGGCAGGUGUCGCUUAGCUCUUCCCUGCUCGGUUAUGUCGGACAAUCAGAGUUGGAAUUCCUCCGGCUCCGAAGAGGACCCCGAGACCGAACUCGGGCUGCCUGUUGAGUUCUGUGGGGUGCUCAGCAAGUGGACCAACUACAUUCAUGGGUGGCAGGAUCGAUGGGUAGUUCUGAAAAGCAACACACUCAGUUAUUACAAGUCUGAAGAUGAAACAGAGUAUGGCUGCAGAGGCUCUAUCUUUCUGGGCAAGGCUGUGGUUACGCCCCAUGACUUUGAUGAAUGCAGAUUUGAUAUUAGUGUAAACAAUAGUGUUUGGUACCUCCGAGCUCAGGACCCAGACCACAGACAACAGUGGGUAGAUGCACUAGAACAACACAAGACUGAAUCUGGCUAUGGAUCAGAGUCAAGUUUACGACGCCACGGCUCCAUGGUGUCUCUUGUUUCUGGAGCAAGUGGAUACUCUGCAACAUCCACCUCUUCGUUCAAGAAGGGCCAUAGCUUACGUGAGAAGCUUGCAGAAAUGGAAACCUUUAGAGACAUCUUGUGUAGACAAGUUGAUACUUUACAGAAAUACUUUGAUGCCUGUGCAGAUGCAGUUUCCAAAGAUGAACUCCAGAGGGAUAAAGUGGUAGAAGAUGAUGAAGAUGAUUUCCCUACAAUGCAUUCUGAUGGGGAUUUUUUACAUAACAGUAACAGCAGUAAGGAAAAAUUGUUUCCACAUGUGACACCCAAAGGAAUUAAUGGCAUAGACUUUAAAGGAGAAGCUAUAACUUUCAAGGCAACUACUGCUGGAAUCCUUGCUACACUCUCUCAUUGUAUUGAACUCAUGGUAAAACGUGAAGAAAGCUGGCAAAAAAGACUAGAUAAAGAGACAGAGAAAAGGAGAAGAAUUGAAGAAGCAUACAAAAAUGCUGUGACAGAACUGAAGAAGAAGUCCCAGUUUGGAGGGCCAGACUAUGAGGAGGGUCCUAAUAGUCUGAUUAAUGAAGAUGAAUUCUUUGAUGCUGUUGAAGCUGCUCUCGAUAGACAGGAUAAAAUGGAAGAACAGUCCCAAAGUGAAAAGGUCAGAUUACACUGGCCAGCAUCCUUACCUUCUGGAGAUGAAUAUUCUGCUGUGGGGACUCAUAGAUUUGUCCAAAAGGUGGAAGAGAUGGUGCACAACCAUAUGACAUAUUCCUUGCAAGAUGUAGGAGGAGAUGCCAAUUGGCAGCUAGUGGUAGAAGAAGGAGAAAUGAAGGUGUACAGAAGAGAGGUGGAAGAGAAUGGAAUAGUUUUAGAUCCUUUGAAAGCAACGCAUGCUGUUAAAGGGGUAACAGGGCAUGAAGUUUGCCACUACUUCUGGAAUGUAGAUGUUCGUAAUGACUGGGAAACAACAAUUGAAAAUUUCCAUGUUGUGGAAAAUUUAGCUGAUAAUGCAAUCAUCAUUUACCAGAUCCAUAAGAGGGUGUGGCCAGCUUCUCAAAGGGAUGUGCUGUAUUUGUCUGCCAUCAGAAAGAUACCAGCAUUCAGUGAAAACGAUCCUGAAACAUGGAUUGUGUGCAAUUUCUCUGUGGAACAUGACAGUGCUCCUCUGAACAGUCGCUGUGUCCGUGCCAAAAUAAAUAUUGCUAUGAUUUGUCAGACCUUAGUAAGCCCACCAGAGGGGAACAAGGAAAUAAGCAGGGACAAUAUCCUUUGCAAGAUUACAUAUGUAGCUAAUGUGAACCCAGGAGGAUGGGCACCAGCGUCAGUGUUACGGGCAGUUGCAAAACGAGAAUAUCCAAAAUUCUUAAAGCGUUUUACAUCAUAUGUGCAAGAGAAAACAGCAGGAAAGCCUAUUUUAUUCCAGUAUUAGCAGCAAUCAGAACGAGACUGGGUGAGCAUUCCAUGUUGAAGUGACCAUGCAUAGAGCACUCCAUGCUGGAACGAAGGAUGUAUAGCCUUUUUAUGGCUGAAGUUCUAGGCUUUGUAUACUGAAGUAAAGAAGUGUUGUGACACCAUGAGGCUGAAUAUUUAACACUAGCGGUCUCCUAAAUUUUCUUGUGGAAUCAGUGUGUAAUUAUAAAUAGAUGUAUUGAUAACAUGUACAUGGCUAUUUUAUUUGCUUGCUUUAGAAGAGGAAGAACAUGUACAACUUUGAAUCGCCAACAUGGGUUACUGCUUUAAUUUUAAACAACUUGCAGAAUUACAGUGUCAUCAUUCCUAAGAUACUCGUGCAGGAUUUGUGCAUGUCUAAAAAGCACAAAAGACAAAUGCACAUAUAGCAUACUGUAUGUGCUUUAUAUGCACAAAAAUCUAUGUGGUAUUUUGGUUGGGAGGGAGGGAGUUCAGUAAAGCCUAGGUGACUUAUUGACAGGGUUUUUUUUGCUUUGUAUAAUCAUAGCUUAUUGCUGCUUGUUUCUAUAAUGAAUCAUCUUGUUACAUAAGAUGUCAGUUAAUAAUUGAGGGCUGUCAAUAUCCUUAUGACUGCCUUUUCUACUGUCUUACUCUUAUGAAGAUCUUUGGCUCUAAAGGAGUAAGAGUGUGAAAAGUGCUUUUUUUUUUUCCCAGAUAUCUUUAUAUUUCUAUUGUAUUUUUUAGUUAUGUAAUAUGUGCUACAGCAUUUUUGUUAAUAAACAUGAUCCAGAAAUUUC
Molecule: messenger RNA, 2950 nt
Organism: Phalacrocorax carbo (great cormorant)
Lineage: Eukaryota; Metazoa; Chordata; Aves; Suliformes; Phalacrocoracidae
Source: RefSeq, a predicted model, not a curated record